Plasmodium vinckei vinckei is the source of this 678-nucleotide messenger RNA. Its product is annotated as vacuolar-sorting protein SNF7, putative. The transcript is spliced from 3 exons. The record is from RefSeq and is a predicted model, not a curated record. Bases 1 to 678 code for a protein of 225 amino acids. NCBI's taxonomy places the organism in Eukaryota, Apicomplexa, Aconoidasida, Haemosporida, Plasmodiidae. Gene Ontology annotation, cellular component: multivesicular body. Gene Ontology annotation, biological process: late endosome to vacuole transport via multivesicular body sorting pathway; vesicle budding from membrane.
AUGAAAUUUUUUAAGUCUAAAAAGGAAAAAACUUUGGAUGAAGCAUAUGGAAACCUAGAACAAAGCGUAAAGAAUAUCGACGGAAAUAUCGAUCGAUAUAAUAAAGAACUAAAUAUUAUAAAACAAAAAAUUGAAGAGGAAAAAAAGAAAGUUCCAGUUAAUCAACAUGUGAUAAACAAUUUGCGAAACAAAGCUGCAGUUAUAAUAAAGAGAAAAAAAACAUAUGAGAAUAAUAAAGAAAAUACGCUUGGAAUCCAAUUUAAUAUCGAUCAAAUAAAAUUCGCAAAUGAAAAUAUUCAAAUGUCUAUCGAUACAUGUAAAGCUUUAGAGCAGUCAAGUAAAGUGUUGAAAAAAAAUAUUAAAAAAGUUAAUAUUAAUAAGAUAGAAAAAUUACAAGAUGAUUUGUUUGAUUGUAUAGAAGAUGCAAAAGAAAUAGGAGAAAUUUUAUCUUCAACUUAUGAUAUACCUAUAAAUUUAGAUGAAGAUGAAAUCGAUGCAGAAUUGUCAUUAAUAGAAGACAAUAUAUUAGAUGAAAAUGUCGAAGAAAACAUAACAAGCUAUUUAGAAAAUAAUGAUGAAGAAAUAGCCCAAGAAAAAACGAUCACCGAAAAUGAUACCGGGGGCCUUAAAAAUAAUACAAAUCUUACUGAACAAUAUUGCACACAAAAGGAGGGAUAA